This is a messenger RNA of Aspergillus pseudotamarii, 954 nucleotides long. RefSeq lists its product as uncharacterized. NCBI's taxonomy places the organism in Eukaryota, Fungi, Ascomycota, Eurotiomycetes, Eurotiales, Aspergillaceae. The coding region runs from base 1 to 954 and encodes 317 amino acids. Gene Ontology annotation, biological process: nucleoside metabolic process. The transcript has a single exon. Gene Ontology annotation, molecular function: catalytic activity. The record is from RefSeq and is a predicted model, not a curated record.
AUGGAUUUGUUCCCUGCCGCUGGAAAUGGCUGCAGCCAAGUCAAUGUUGGAUUUAAAUCAUCCACAGCUGCCCCAAUCCCCCGACGACCAGGUGAGAUUUGUGGUCACACUUUCGUGAUAGCGUGUCUGCCAGUCGGUGUGUACAGCACAAGCUCUGCGCCAAGUGUGGCCAAAGACAUGCUAUCCACGUACAAAACCAUGCGAUUUGGCCUAAUGGUUAGCAUAAGUGGAAGGGUUCCAAGUCAGGAGAACGAUAUACGCCUUGGCAAUGUGGUGGUUAGCAAGCCGGUUGGCCCGUCCGGAGGCGUGGUACAGUAUGACUACGGCAAGACCAUGGCUGGCGGGAAGUUUGGACAGACGGGCACUUCGAAUAAGCCCCCAGCUGUGGUCUUGACAGUGUUAUGCAAUGUGCAGUCUGAGGAGAUGCUAGGCCGGAGUCGACUUAAUAGUUACUUAUCUGCAGUUAUUGCUGAGUAUCCGCCCUUGUCACGGUUUACCUACCCCGGAGAGGACCAAGGCCUCCUUUUCAAAGCAGAUUACACUCAUGAUAUCUCGACACUAUCCUGUGGGUUGUGCGAUAUGAAUAUGACAAUUCAACGGACGAAAAGGCCCACUACGGAGCCAAACGUUUUCUAUGAUCUGAUUGCGUCUGCCAACCAGGUCAUGAAAGAUGCCAUAACUCGGGAUCGAAUAGCAAGACAACAUGGGGUCUUAUGCUUUGAGAUGGAAGCAGCAAGACUUUGGAUCAAUACUUAUCCGAGGCAUUUGCGAUUAUUCAGAUUCACACAAAACGAAGCAAAGGCAAGAGUAUGCGGCAGCAACAGCCGCGGCAUAUGCAAAGAAUCUGUUGCUCAUGACAUCUGGCGUAUUUAUAGUCCCCCAUGCCGUUGCCAAGACACGGCAUCCGGCCCGAGCCAUCUCUAUAGAGCUGGACCCUUCGCAUACUACCGAUGA